AUGUCCGACCCUUCUAUACCUCGAAACUUCAGCCUCCGAAACGUGAACUCAAACAAACCUCAACUUUACCGAACAGAGUCCCGACAAUCGGCUGCUGCAUCAGACGACUACUAUUCCUUCUCCGAUAAAGGAACUUCAACUCCCGAUAGUCAAGUCACAGCAAUGCGGUUCGCCACACCAGACUCCCAGCCCUCAUCUCAGGCAUCAUCACCAACCGUCCCUCGAACCCAACAACCCCAGCCGGUGGCUCAACCGAGUCACUGCCGUCAACCGGACCCUCAAGACCUCGGCUCUCCUCGGCCAGGCACAGCAAGCACAGUCCGCUUCGGUGAAGAUAGGAUAGCACGCAUCAGUCCCAAAUCCGACGAGACUGUUCGACGUGUGCCAAGUGAAUAUGCUGGUCCAGCACCAACCCCAGGACUUGACGACUCCCCAUAUGUACGAUUUGCCAUUGAUCAGCUUACCCGAGAUGAGCAAGUCCACGGCCCGAGGAGACAAGAUUCUAUUUCGACCAGAGACAGUGACUAUCCCACUGAUCGACUUCUCUGGGACGAAGGGUUGGGGUAUUUCACUCGUGCUAGAACCCCGAUCCGGCAUUCUGUAGCAGCUUUGUCUGAACGAUCUAAUUUCAAGUCCCCAUCUCCACAAGCAUUGCCGCAAAGGCCAGACUCAAUCGACCCCGAGUCAUUUGUUGCUGUGGAGCCGCCUGAAAAUGACUUGCUCUAUCCUGCCCUCGAUUACCUUCCCAUUUCUCUCCGACCAUUGACCCUGCUUAUUGUCAUAUUUUGCUGCUUAUCGAUGAUUACGGGCAUUGUAUUUUGCAACGUCUGGUCAAGGAAGCAUGCUGGUAUUUGGGGUUAUGACGGUCAGGAUGAUUCUCGCUAUUUUGUGAUGCAGUUUCUGCCUCAAAUUCUCGCCGCGCCCAUCAUUGUGAUCACUUUGAUCAUCCAAGCUGCCGUGUACCGCAUAGCGCCAUUUGCAAUGAUGGCAGCAGAGCGCAAGCGGGGCUAUGUCUUACAGGGUCUGCCUGUUCUUCCACGCAAUUUUGUUCUCCCUGAUUUCUCCCAUUUUCGGUAUGGCGAGCCGCUGUUCGGAUUUUCGCUGUUCUCUAUCUGGUUGUCGAACUUCUUCUCAAUCCCCUUGAUGAGCUGCCUCUUCCAGGCCAAGUACUACGUGAUUGAUGGCCAGGGUGUCUGGAGGUGGACAUCUGUGCAGGCGGUUGGUUGGACCCUGGUGGCCUCGUAUGGUCUUCUGACGAUUGGCCUUUUACUACUCGUGGUCCGCUUCAUUCGAGGGUGGACCGGGUUGAUGUGGGACCCUGUUUGUCUCGCCGAUCUUAUCUCCAUUAUCCAAAGGUCCAACAUCCUCCACGAUUAUGAGCAUUCCGAGACCGUCCCAUCUGUCAAAGAAUCUCUUGACCCUCGCAUUCUCAGACUCGGGUACUGGAAGUUGUCCAUGAAGCCCGAGAUAUUCUACGGAAUUGGAGAGGCCGAUGCUCCAAUUCGGACCCCAUCAUUGCAUCAGACCGAGAAGAGCAAGGAGAAACAACCCCACGGACUUGCUAAAGUUUGUUUUGAUCUUGAACACCAUGGUGCCUUUGCCAAUGACCCCUUUGAUCAUCACCUAUAUUCCCCCUUCACCCGCUACCGCUGGACUCCCUGGUUCCUUCGCAAGAUAUCAAUUGCCAUCUGGACCUUUGUGGUGUUCGCCCUUUUCAUCGCUUUCGUUGCUGUCAGCUUCAUUAACAACGCGAUUAAAGGCGGUUUUCCCCCAAAGCUGCCCACGCUCCCCUCGAUCAGUGCUUUCUCAUCUUCCAACUUCCUCUACAGCUUCAUCCCUGCAUUGAUCGGCAAUUUUCUCUUUCUGGCUUGGCAGCCUAUUGAUAUAUACUUCCGGGGCUUGCAGCCAUUUGUUGAACUUUCUUCCCCCGAUGGAGCGUCUGCUGACAGGUCAAUCCUCCUCUCCUAUCCUGCCGCUUUGCCCGUCCAGAUAACUAUGCAAGCCAUCAUCAAUCGCCACUUCAAGAUUGCAUGGAUUUCAUUCAUGAGCAUUGUCUCAAUUGCCAUUCCAAUUCUUGCCGGCGGUGUCUUCAUCGCCCUUUGGUAUCCCUCCGGCCAGGACGUUCGAAUUACCUCGCUCAUGCCUGCAUUCUACACCCUAGUGGCCUUCUGCGCUUCAUACGCCGUCUCAUUCCUGGUCAUAUGGCCCGGUAGACGUCGCUAUCUUCCCCACGACAUCACGACACUCGCAGACCUAAUGAGCUACUUCUACCAAUCGCCUCUACUGGCUGACAAAUUGCUCCGCGAGCCCCGCAGCAAAACAGAUCUAGUCACCCGACUGAUUGUCGCGCCUCCAUCUGAGCGCUUGCUGCCUAUGUACGGAUUCGGCAUAUAUGUCGGCCGUGACGGUAAAGAACAUCUUGGUAUCGACCGGUUCCACCGACCCGGUCGAACAGAUAUGUUGAUUACGACUGGGUCAAUGAAAUAA
This is a messenger RNA of Penicillium waksmanii, 2487 nucleotides long. RefSeq names its product DUF3433 domain-containing protein. The record is from RefSeq and is a predicted model, not a curated record. NCBI's taxonomy places the organism in Eukaryota, Fungi, Ascomycota, Eurotiomycetes, Eurotiales, Aspergillaceae. The coding region runs from base 1 to 2487 and encodes 828 amino acids. The transcript has 2 exons.